Hyalella azteca is the source of this 420-nucleotide messenger RNA. Its product is annotated as cuticle protein 16.5-like. The coding region runs from base 1 to 420 and encodes 139 amino acids. The record is from RefSeq and is a predicted model, not a curated record. The transcript has a single exon. NCBI's taxonomy places the organism in Eukaryota, Metazoa, Arthropoda, Malacostraca, Amphipoda, Hyalellidae.
AUGGUCGCGACUGCUGUUAGUUACUCGUUGCUUGAUGCUCUGAUGGUCGCGACUGCUGUUAGUUACUCGGUGCUUGAUGCUCUGAUGGUCGCGACUGCUGUUAGUUACUCGGUGCUUGAUGCUCUGAUGGUCGCGACUGCUGUUAGUUACUCGGUGCUUGAUGCUCUGAUGGUCGCGACUGCUGUUAGUUACUCGUUAUUUGAUGCUCUGAUGGUCGCGAAUGCUGUUAGUUACUCGUUAUUUGAUGCUCUGAUGGUCGCGACUGCUGUUAGUUACUCGGUGCUUGAUGCUCUGAUGGUUGCGACUGCUGUUAGUUACUCGCUGCUUGAUGCUCUGGUGGUCGCGACUGCUGUUAGUUACUCGUUGCUUGAUGCUCUGGUGGUCACGACUGCUGUUAGUUACUCGUCACUUUGGAACUAG